AAAAGGAAAAGGAAAUUUUUACUUACUAAAUUCCCAGCAAAUUCGAAAAUAUGAAGAGCAUGAUUUAUUUACUAAUGAAGGCGAAAUGGAAGAAAUCAUCAAAAAGGAAGGAAAAGAGAUUCCGCGAGCGCAUGAGAGCGGAGAUGGGAAUGAUCAGAGUCAGACAACAAACACGGAUGCAGUGUAGCUCAAUUGUGGCUGAAAUGGAAAAGCUUCAAGAAGAGGUAGCAUUGAAGAGGGAAGAGACAAGCGCCCUGAGGCAGCAGCAGUUAAGGGAAGAAGAAACUAAGGUGGAAGCUAUCUUACAAAGUCUCAAUCAACAAAGGCUGCUUAACGCCCGCCUCUUAUUCCAACAUUCAUGUCACCAACAGCUUCUUGACCUUCUGAUACGCCAUUUUCUGGGAGAUUGAAUCUAUACCAAUUGGUAAGCUUAUUGAAGCUUAGUAAAUUUGAUAUAUAGAAUCAAUAAACCUUACCAAAGUAAAAACAACAUUUCAACCAAUAAUAUGUCAACUACAAUGUUUCUUAUCAUCUAAAAUCUCAACCCGGUGAAUUGUAUAAUUCAAUUCAAAACUCAACCAAAGUUCUCUGAGAAUAAUAUAUAUAUCCACAAUAUAAUCAAGUCUAGAUAUCAAUUACAUGUCAUGACAUUCAAAGUCAUUAUUUAAGUGUAAUACAAUCAUUUAUGAUUUGAUAAACGACUACAGAUACAAGCACAUUAAUCCACCCGAUAACACGCCAAUUGCUCCGAAGAACUAGUCCAACCGAAAGCACAACAAAACAGGAAGUAUAAUAUGAGAGUUCGCAAAAAAUGCUAAACCUUAGCCUACUGGAGAAAAAUAAAUAUAUCACUCCACAUUAAUCUCCAUUCUAAUCCCCACAUAACACGCCAUCAUUCAAUUAUACUCUAUCUCUCAUUCAUUCGAUCAAAGUAUUGAAUUUCAAAAAUAAUUCUCAAAUAACUUUACAUCAACAAUAAAAUAAUUUAUAUAUUAUAUCAUAUUAUAUCAUCAAACAUUUUGUAUAGAUAUUAAAUGAUAAACCAUACGAACUUACUUGGACUAAGUUGUA
Molecule: messenger RNA, 1071 nt
Organism: Gossypium raimondii (Peruvian cotton)
Lineage: Eukaryota; Viridiplantae; Streptophyta; Magnoliopsida; Malvales; Malvaceae
Exons: 3
Coding region: 51-410 (119 amino acids)
Source: RefSeq, a predicted model, not a curated record